This is a messenger RNA of Cuscuta epithymum, 1187 nucleotides long. NCBI's taxonomy places the organism in Eukaryota, Viridiplantae, Streptophyta, Magnoliopsida, Solanales, Convolvulaceae. The record is from the annotation of a GenBank genome assembly.
AUUUUCGUCUGGUCUUAUAACAAUUGGUCACCGAUCAGGAAAGCCAAAAACUCAGUAAGUCGCGAUGCCAGUCCAGGAAAUCAACGCGCGGGUCCAGCACCUCGCGAUAUGCAGCAACGGCGGAGGAGCUGACGCCGAGGCGGCGGUGUGGUCUCAGAUCAAAGAUGAGGCGAAGCGCGACGCCGAAUCGGAGCCGGCGCUCGCCAGCUACCUCUAUUCCACCAUCAUUUCUCAUUCCUCCUUGUUUCGUUCCCUCUCCUUCCACCUCGGAAACAAGCUCUGCUCCUCCACCCUUCUCUCCACGCUCCUCUACGACCUCUUCCUCAACACCUUCUCUACCGAUCCAUCCCUCCGUGCUGCCACCGUCGCUGACUUAUGCGCCGCCCGUUUCCGCGACGCUGCUUGCAUUUCCUUCGCUCACUGCCUUUUAAAUUACAAGGGCUUCCUAGCCAUCCAGGCUCAUAGAUUGGCACAUAAGCUAUGGCUACAGAACAGAAAACCAAUAGCAUUGUCACUGCAAUCUAGGAUCGCGGAUGUGUUCUCGGUGGAUAUACACCCUGCAGCUAAGAUAGGGAAGGGGAUAUUUCUAGACCACGCAACCGGAGUGGUGAUCGGAGAGACGGCAAUAAUAGGGAACAAUGUGUCAAUGCUGCACCAAGUCACAUUAGGUGGGACCGGGAAAACUGGUGGUGAUAGACAUCCAAAGAUCGGAGAUGGGGUCUUGAUUGGGGCAGGGGCCACGAUAUUGGGAAAUGUGAAGAUUGGCGAGGGAGCGAAAAUUGGUGCUGGGUCGGUGGUGCUGAUUGAUGUGCCACCACGGACCACUGCAGUUGGAAGUCCUGCUAGGCUAGUGGGUGGGAAAGAACAGCCAAGUGUUCAUGAAGAUGUUCCUGGGGAGUCCAUGGAUCACACUUCCUUUAUUUGUCAGUGGUCAGACUAUAUUAUAUAGUCAUUCUUGUCGCCAAGAAAUCUGUAAUAGCGUCUAUAUUAUCAACCGGUGCAAACAUCAAUGAGAAAAUAGAAUACUGAAAUGUAAUUUUCUGUAGAGUUUUAAUUUGUAAAGAAUGCCACGACUUGUCUCAGUGUCUGAAAUAGCCCAAAAUCAUCAUCUGCUGAAAACCCAUAUUUGUUUGAGUUAAUUAUGUAUUAAGAUUGCGAAUGUUUUAUAUCAUUAUGCGUGUUUCUUG